AUGGAGACAACCCUCACAAAGCGAGAGGUAUUUUCCGAGACUCCCAGCUUUGAAAAAAAAGAGGAAUUCCUUGAGGAGAAGGCAGCUAUCGCAUCUUUUGAGGAGACUCCAAGAAAUACCAACAAUUCAAAUUUUAUUACCUACGAGAACGACGAAGAUGAUCUUGCAAUUGUCAACGAAAUCGCCAGUACUGAAGACGAUCCAACCAUCAGGAUUUUAACUGUUCGUGCCCUAGUAGUUGGUAUUUUACUCGCUUGUCUUGGUUCUUCAGUUAACCAGUUGAUGCAGUUUAAACCAGUUACUGUCAUUCUUUCUGAUGUGUUCCUACUUAUUAUUGCCUAUCUUUUCUGUAUCGGCUCAACUCAUAUAUUCAAAACCGGCACUAUUCUCAAUCCUGGUCCCUUCAACGUCAAAGAACACACAUUUAUUUACUUGAUUUCCUCAACCGCAAACGCAUCUGCCUAUGGUACCAACAUUCUCGGUGCUCAGCAACUUUACUAUACCGAUUACCCCAGUGCAGCCGGUGGUAUUUUUUUGCUGUUUGCUACUCAGCUUAUUGGUUACGGUAUCGCUGGUCAGCUUCGUCCUUUCCUUGUCUAUCCCUCUCAGAUGAUCUGGCCCUCCAGUCUUCCCACCAUCUCUUUCCUCAAAUCCUUCAAUACAUCUGGUAGGGAGAACAAAAUCCUGGUGAAGUUCUUUUUUGUCAUCUUCUUUGGCAUCUUUGUCUGGGAAAUUGUUCCCCAGUACAUGUUUCCUCUCCUCAGUGGUUUCUCGGUUGUCUGUCUUGCAAAGCGUAAUAGUGUUUGGGUCCAACGUAUCUUUGGCGGUGUACAAACCAACGAAGGCCUUGGUAUUGGCUCCAUCAGUCUUGACUGGUCAAACCUGUCAUACUUUGCUCCUUUAGUAUAUCCUCUGUAUGUUCAGGGCAACAUCUACGUUGGUGUCCUUAUUCUAUGGAUACUGGCUCCUCUUGUUUACUACUACGAUGUUUGGUAUGCCAAGAGUUUCCCCUUCUUGUCCAAUGGUUUGUUCAAGUUAGAUCUUGAGACUCGUGAGGCCAUUUCCUACCCUCAGAAACUUGUUCUCGAUGACCAUAACAACAUUAACCACACUGCGCUUGAAGAAAUUGGGCGUCCUAAUUUUGGUGCCAUGUACGCUAUCCAGUAUAUUUUUAUCAACCUUGGUGUGACAGCUAUGAUCUCUCACGUUGCUCUAUUCUAUGGUCCUGAUAUUAAGCGAAUUUCCCUUGCCAUCUUUAAACGCAAGAGUUCCAAAGAAGAAGAUAUUCAUAACCGUCUUAUGUCUGCCUACAAGGAAGUUCCUUCUUGGUGGUACUACGCUAUUUUUGUUUGUGGAAUUGGACUCAACAUUGGAAUCGGUUAUGCUAACAAGAGUCAGCUCCCAUGGUGGGGUUUCUUGCUUGCCAUCCUCUUAUCUACUAUCUUGUCCCUCCCAUUGAAUAUGAUUACCGCUAUUACUGGCAGCGGCUUCGGUCUUAACGUCGUCGCUGAGAUGAUUUGCGGUUUUAUUCUUCCCGGUAACGCGGUUGCUAACAUGUACUUCAAGACUCUCGGGUACAACACUAUGGUCCAGGCUGGCUAUAUGGCACGCGACCUUAAGAUUGGACACUACCUCAAGGUCCCCCCAAGAAUGAAUUUUCUUGGCCAGAUAAUUGGUACUGUCGUUGGUUGCAUCUUCAACUAUAUUGUCAACAACUCAGUUAUUAACUCCAAGAGAGAAGAGCUUUUGGAUCCUAAUGGCAACAUCUGGAGUGGUUCUGGCUUCCAGAGCAUGAACUCUGCUGCUAUUACUUGGGGUGCCAUCGGCCCUAUGUUCAUGUUUGGUCCUGGUACUACUUAUAACUUCUUCUUGUGGGCAUUCAUUGUUGGAUUUGCUCUCCCUGUUCCUUUCUGGAUUCUCCACAAAUUUUAUCCCAAGGUUGGCUUUAAUUAUGUCAAUACACCCAUGAUUCUAGUGGGUCUCUGUACUCUUCCUGGUUCAAGUUCAUCGUGGAUUACCGUGUCAUUUAUCAUCAUUAUUGUCAGUCAGCUGUAUGUCAAGCGUCGUUAUAGCAACUGGUAUGCUAAGCACAAUUACUUGAUGUCUGCUGCUUUGGAUUCUGGAACCUCUCUCAUGUCGUUCAUUCUGGCCAUGAGUGUUUUCGGUGGUGCUGAUGGUAUUGAGAGACCUUUCCCUAGUUGGGCUGGUAACAAUAUGGAUAUCCCUUACUAUGACUACUGUUGUGCUGAUUGCGAGUAA
This is a messenger RNA of Phycomyces blakesleeanus NRRL 1555(-), 2259 nucleotides long. RefSeq lists its product as hypothetical. The record is from RefSeq and is a predicted model, not a curated record. NCBI's taxonomy places the organism in Eukaryota, Fungi, Mucoromycota, Mucoromycetes, Mucorales, Phycomycetaceae. Gene Ontology annotation, biological process: transmembrane transport. The transcript is spliced from 3 exons. Bases 1 to 2259 code for a protein of 752 amino acids. Gene Ontology annotation, molecular function: oligopeptide transmembrane transporter activity.